CUUUUUUUAAAUGAAAGAGAAAAUAUUUUUCUAGUAGAUAAUUCUACUUGAGAUUCAUAGUAGAUGAAAAUAAUAAUUCUAUAGCUUUCCCUUAUAGCUAAUAAAUAGGGACAGUGCUAGCAAGUAAAUUAAAUUUCUGAGACCAUUUACAUUACUAACAAAAUUUAGAGUUCUAGAAUAUUUAAAUUUUUUUUAUCAUGAAGUGCAUAGUAUAAUUAAACAGUGAAUAAAUGAAACCUGCAUUUGAUUUCAAGACUCGGAAAAACAAAAAACUAAUAAAGGCAUAUAAUGUUAGAAGAGGCCUUGGAUAGCAUCUACUCUGAUCUGUUCACUUAAAUUUAGGAACUGAGGUUCAAAGAGGUGAGCUGGCUUUCCAGGAUUGUUUAGCGAGUUAGUGGCAGAUUUGAAUCCCUUAGUGGGCCAGAUCGGUGCAGUGGUCUCGAGAAACAAGGUUUGCAUGGCCAUCCGGUGGGGUAUAGGAAGGAAAUUGGAAUUUCUUUUGCUAUUUCAUUAUUUAAAAAUUUAUUUUCUGUAUGUGUUAUGAUGAACAUUACAUGAAUACAGUAGUAUAGGGUUGUUAGGAGUCGGAAUUGAUUAGGCGGCAACUGGUUUGGUUAUUUUGAUUUUUUUAUAUGCAUAUCACUUACAAAUAAUUUAUAAAUAUACAUGUGUGGGGAGUGCAUCUUAACACUUUUUUUCCUGAUAGCCAUGUGGAAUCAAAUGCUAAUGAUCAACCAUGGGUCUAGAAACAGGAUCUUCAUAAAUAGGAGAAAUCCCUGUGUAACAUGGGAGAUCCAAGGCCUUUUCUAAGGAUAGAAAGGGAGAAGGAUGAUUGGCCAGGUAGACUGCUGUUGCAUAAUGUUAUAUAACCUUCAUCUCCUCUCCUUUCCCCAGCUAAAUUUAUUGUACAUUCUGCACAGUUUGUAGUGCACAAUGAAAUAGGAAGGAAAAAGAAAAGUGAAGCUAGACUACAGUUCAGUCCUGGCUCCAUAAAUGGUUGGGAGUUGCAUUUAGCAGAAUAUAUCUUCUAGAAAUAGUACAUGGAAUCCCAGUCAGAACUUCCAGCUUGCCGUUAUUUUCUGAUGCCAUGCCAGCACCAACUCAAUUGUUUUUUCCCCUAAUCCGUAACUGUGAACUGAGCAGAAUCUAUAGCACUGUGUGUUAUUGUCACCACAAACACAUCUGCUGCUUAUCACCCCAUGUUCCUCAGAGUCGCCUGAGAUACACACCCCAUCCAGCAUAUGCUACGUUUUGCAGGCCAAAAGAGAACUGGUGGCAAUACACCCAAGGAAGGAGAUAUGCUUCCACACCACAGAAAUUUUACCUCACACCUCCACAGGUCAACAGCAUUCUUAAAGCUAAUGAAUAUAGUUUCAAGGUGCCAGAAUUUGAUGGCAAAAAUGUCAGUUCUGUCCUUGGAUUUGACAGCAACCAGCUGCCUGCAAACGCACCUAUCGAGGACCGGCGAAGUGCAGCAACGUGCUUGCAGACCAGAGGAAUGCUCUUGGGAGUUUUUGAUGGCCAUGCAGGCUGUGCUUGUUCCCAGGCGGUCAGUGAAAGACUCUUUUAUUAUAUCGCUGUCUCUUUGUUGCCCCACGAGACCUUGUUAGAGAUUGAAAAUGCAGUGGAGAGUGGUCGAGCACUGUUACCCAUUCUCCAGUGGCACAAGCAUCCUAAUGAUUACUUCAGUAAGGAGGCAUCCAAAUUGUACUUCAACAGCUUGAGGACUUACUGGCAAGAGCUUAUAGACCUCAAUACUGGGGAGUCAACUGAUAUUGAUGUUAAGGAGGCUUUAAUUAAUGCUUUCAAGAGGCUUGAUAAUGACAUCUCCUUGGAGGCCCAAGUUGGUGAUCCCAAUUCUUUCCUCAACUACCUGGUGCUUCGAGUGGCAUUUUCUGGGGCCACUGCUUGUGUGGCCCAUGUGGAUGGUGUUGACCUUCAUGUGGCCAAUACAGGUGAUAGCAGAGCCAUGCUGGGUGUGCAGGAAGAGGACGGCUCUUGGUCAGCAGUCACUCUGUCUAAUGACCACAAUGCUCAGAAUCAAAGAGAACUAGAACGGCUGAAAUUGGAACACCCGAAGAAUGAGGCUAAGAGUGUGGUGAAGCAGGAUCGGCUGCUUGGCUUGCUGAUGCCUUUUAGAGCUUUUGGAGAUGUCAAGUUCAAAUGGAGCAUUGACCUUCAAAAGAGAGUGAUAGAAUCUGGCCCAGACCAGUUGAAUGACAAUGAAUAUACCAAGUUUAUCCCUCCUAAUUACUAUACACCUCCUUAUCUCACUGCUGAGCCAGAGGUAACUUACCACCGAUUAAGGCCACAGGAUAAGUUUCUGGUGUUGGCUACUGAUGGGUUAUGGGAGACUAUGCAUAGGCAGGAUGUGGUUAGAAUUGUGGGUGAGUACCUAACUGGCAUGCAUCACCAACAGCCAAUAGCUGUUGGUGGCUACAAGGUGACUCUGGGACAGAUGCAUGGCCUUUUAACAGAAAGGAGAGCCAAGAUGUCCUCAGUAUUUGAGGAUCAGAAUGCAGCAACCCAUCUCAUUCGCCAUGCUGUGGGCAACAAUGAGUUUGGAGCAGUUGAUCAUGAGCGCCUCUCCAAAAUGCUUAGUCUUCCUGAAGAGCUUGCUCGGAUGUACAGAGAUGACAUUACAAUCAUCGUUGUGCAGUUCAAUUCUCAUGUCGUAGGGGCAUAUCAAAACCAGGAAUAGUGAAUGUAUUUUACUCUGGCAGUUCUCAGAUGAAAUACAUUUAAAGGGCAGGUAGAUUGAAACAGGAUAUCAUAAACAUUGCCGUGGGUCAUUCUAAGUAUUUGUCCAUUUGAUACUCCAGCUAGUCAGGUACUCCAAAUUGACUUUGCAGGAGGUUGGCAGGAUCAUGAGAGUCUAACUCUGCCUAGCUUGGACUUCCCACCACUUACACCUGAGGCACCCCUUAUUGUAGAUGUCUCAAGACACUGACUUCUACCAGUCUGAGAAAAUCAAGAUGACCUGGCAGAUAGGAUUUUGAAUAGGCUAAAAGCAAGUAUUUUACUGGGCAUGUUCUCAUGGUGAAAGGGAAGAAACAUUACUGCCCACACCUGCAGACCCCUUUCUUCAUUAAGAUUCUAAUGUAGACAGUAACAUUUAUAUAUUUAUUGCAUGAUUUCCUAGAUAUACAAUCUAUGCAUUAUUCAUCAGAAUUUAUUUUAGCCUGAAAUGGUUUUCUAAUCCAGUACUUAAGCCAUAAAUGACCAAGAACCAAGCA
Trichechus manatus latirostris (Florida manatee) is the source of this 3236-nucleotide messenger RNA. It is a transcript of the gene PDP1, whose product is annotated as pyruvate dehydrogenase phosphatase catalytic subunit 1. Gene Ontology annotation, cellular component: mitochondrion. The transcript has 2 exons. NCBI's taxonomy places the organism in Eukaryota, Metazoa, Chordata, Mammalia, Sirenia, Trichechidae. Bases 1088 to 2701 code for a protein of 537 amino acids. The record is from RefSeq and is a predicted model, not a curated record. Gene Ontology annotation, biological process: protein dephosphorylation. Gene Ontology annotation, molecular function: cation binding; [pyruvate dehydrogenase (acetyl-transferring)]-phosphatase activity.